Molecule: messenger RNA, 1589 nt
Organism: Drosophila ficusphila
Lineage: Eukaryota; Metazoa; Arthropoda; Insecta; Diptera; Drosophilidae
Gene: GrlHz
Exons: 3
Coding region: 224-1525 (433 amino acids)
Source: RefSeq, a predicted model, not a curated record
CUCGUAGGUUUUGGGGCCUCAGUUGUGGCUGGACCGCCAGCCGCGAUCGGUCUCUCUCUGGCGUUGAUUUCCACUGUUACUCUCUCCCGGAAACUCUCUCCACCCACGCUAUGUGUUUUUUGUUGUGAAUGAGAGACAUCGUAAACUGUUGUUAUAACUGUUACUUUCCUUUCUGUGUCUCUCUUGCAAACAUUACCCCCUCGCCCGGUGUUCUUUGUCCGUUAUGUAUCGUCAUAAUGCGGAGAGCUCUUUCUGUUUCAUCAAUCGCCUUAACGGGAAUGCCAAUGAUGAACUGCAGCAGCCGGGAGAGCACGAGCCCACUUCCGCUCUUUUGGACUACUGUAAACGGAAGUUCCUCCGUCCAUAUGUGGCCAUCCUGACGCUGGUGGGCCUCAAUCCCAUCUCCACCGACAUGAGCAGCAUCCGGGCCUGCUGCAGCUACGUCCAGGCGCUAAUGGUGCUGUUCGUCCUGCUGGUAGGAUACCUUUUGCGCUACAUAUGCGGCUACAGAGGUGAUCGGGGCUUUACCAGCUACCGAGACAUCCAACCCAGUAACAAUGGGACAGAUGGCGGAGCAGUCACUCCCAACACCAUAGGAGAACUACUCUUUGGAUUUAUAAUACCCAGUGGCUUCAACCUAUUGGCAUUCGUGUCGGCAGUGCUGGUGUGCAAAGUGAUAGACCAUGAGCAGCUGCAAAAUCUCAUCGAGAGGGUGUUCCUUAUGUCCGCCAAACCGAAAAGACUCUGCCGGAUGUUGUGGUUUUUCCUAACCGUGGCACUGGCCCUGCUAAUUUUACUUUUUGGCUACGCCUGCUGUGUGGUGAUGAUGCAGCCCAGCCAGAUCGUGAAGGUGUCCUGGCUGGCAGAAGCCCUAAGUGACUGGGAAACGUGGAUGCGCGUCGGCCUGCUGGUUACCAUACUCCUCCAAGAUCUGGUGGAGAUUAUCAUACUUAGCAACUACUACAUCGAGUGUUAUUUGCUGAGGAUGCAUCUGGAAACGCUCUCACAUAAGUUGCUAAUGCACUCGAUCGAUUCACUGGAUUGGAUGAGGGAAGUACUCGAAUUCCGCAAGCUGCUCGACCGACUUAAUCAGCACGUGUCCAUACCAGUGUGCUUUCUGAUUGUGAUGAAUCUGGCAUAUGCCUUCGCGGGAUUGGUUUACCUCUUCAAGGACUUCGAUUUCCAUUACUGCGCACUGAAACUGGUUCUACUUAACAUUGCCAAUGUGAUGCUGUGGCUGUUUCUGGGAUUGCUGCCCUUUUUCGUUGCCUCCUCGGUGACGCGUGUCUGCCAGAACGCCCAGGCGAAUGGUCAUCAGAUACGGGUUAGACCAUUCGUUUACCACAAUACCUCGGCGGAGGAUCUCAACUCGACGCUGCUGUUUGCCGCCUCGCUGGAUAUGUCCGCCAAACUCUUUCGGAUGCCCAUCCAGCCGAACUACCUAUGCUUUGCCAUCCUCGUGGUGGUCAUCGUGAUCCUCACGCUGGGCAUGUGCAUGAAUCUCAACGCCCUGGGCAAAAUAUAACCGAGUACCUUUAAGCAUUGCCUACAAUAAUAAUAAACAAAUAUAGUAUUUGUCUAGCUUACAA